GCCGCUUCCGCGUUUUACUCGGUGCCGGCAGCGCCGGGGCGUGGAGGCGUUAGGGAUCUGGCCCAGGCCGAGCGCGCGGCCCUAAGACCGCGAGUGAGAGCUGCGUUGGCUUGGAGGUGACUAGCAUGCAGAUACCCUUGCUCUGACUUUCUGCCCCGCCACUGACGUGGCCCACCGGGGUGGGGAGAGGGACUUCCAGACUUCAGCUCGACGCAUGGGCACCUCGCUGCUCUUCCAGCUUUCAGUACACGAACGGGAGCUGGACCUGGUUUUUCUGGAUCAUAGCUGUGUCAAGCCUUGGAGUGCCCACCCAGAUGCCAGUAGUGCCCGCCCCACCCGCAUGCUCUUUGUCACUCCCCGGCGGCAGCACGAAAGUACCAUUGAAUCAGACGUCCCAAUAGAUGUGGAGAUGGUCAUGUCAACACCUAUGCCACUCUAUGACAAUCAGAAGGCACGCAGCGUGAUGAAUGAGUGUGAACGGCAUGUCAUCUUUGCCAGGACUGAUGCAGAUGCCCCUCCUCCACCAGAGGACUGGGAGGAGCAUGUCAACAGGACCUUAUUUCAUUUGCAGCAACACAAGUCAGAGUGUUCUCCAAAGUCUCACAUUAGAACUCUCAGUUCACCAUGCUGUGUGUGAGCUUCUUGAGAGCAGGGCUUACAUCUCAGCCAUCUUUGCAUACUUCACACUAGGACGUUGUCCGGCACACAGUAGGUAUAUAAUGUUUGUUGGAUAAAUAAGAGUAUUAAAUUUGAUAGAUAUGAUUAGCUCUGUAGUAGCUUCUGUUGUAUAAGUUAUGAUAUAGGGGUUACCCAAGCUACAAAAAAAUGAAAUGUACAUUUGUAAGGUAUUGUGUUUAAAUGGUUUAUAACUAGGAUGAUGAAAGUUGUGAAGUCACAUGAAAAGCUAACAGAUGUUUGAGUGGCUUUUAAAAAUAGAUUUGCAGGCUAUGGAGGGCACACUGAAGCCUGUUUUCAUGAGUAUAUUGGCUAGUUUUGUUCCCAAGCUUUCUACUGCCCCAGGGGACUCCGUACUCCUCUCCUGGUCAUUCGUCCCUGUUCAUUUGGUAAACGUUUACCUAAUCACAUAACAUCUUUUUGGGAAUAUUUAUAUGCCAUACAAUUCAGCUAUUUAAUGUGUACAGUCAUUGGUUUUUAGUAUAGUCAGAGUUGUAUAUUCAUCACCACUAUCAAUUUGAUAAACAUUUUCAUCAUCCCAGAAAGAAACCUCAUACCCACCAACAAUCACUCCCCAUUUCCUCCUAGCUUUUCUGGUCUCUAGAAAGCACUAAUUGACCUUUGUCUCUAUAGAUUUGCCUAUUCUGAACGUUUCAUGUAAACGGAAUCAUGCAAUAUGUGGUCUUUUCCUACUGGCUUCUUUCACCACACAUAAUAUUUUCAAGGUUCAGCCAUGUGGUUGUGCGUAUCAGCACUUCAUUCUUUUUAUUGCCAAAUGAUAU
Piliocolobus tephrosceles (Ugandan red Colobus) is the source of this 1457-nucleotide messenger RNA. Its product is annotated as KAT8 regulatory NSL complex subunit 3-like. NCBI's taxonomy places the organism in Eukaryota, Metazoa, Chordata, Mammalia, Primates, Cercopithecidae. The transcript has 4 exons. The record is from RefSeq and is a predicted model, not a curated record. Bases 215 to 637 code for a protein of 140 amino acids. Gene Ontology annotation, biological process: positive regulation of transcription by RNA polymerase II. Gene Ontology annotation, cellular component: NSL complex.